UGCCUCGUUCCGUGUGUAAACUUUACCGGUUCGGGUGCAAAGUUACAACCGUCUGCAAACAGCUGAGCGGUGGAAUAUGCUACGGUAUAGCAGCUAAUCAGGAACUGUGGUCUUUCUUUUUUCCAACUGAAUUGAAUCUUCAAAUGGAAGGGGAGACAAAUGAUAGGAGCUAAUAUAUUAACUUAUAAUUAUCGAGCUAGAAUAUAACGUUACAUUGCUGUGGUUUUUUGACUGACCGGAGUUCGUGACUGUUUCCAGCUAACGUUAGCUAACCAGUUUAUUCAACGCGAGGAGGUAAAAUGGCUUGUGAGCCCAACUUUGUUCGGCUGCUAUGCAUGCUUUCGCUGACUUUUGGGUUUUUCAUUGUGGAGGUAGUAGUCAGUCGAAUAACAUCGUCCUUGGCAAUGCUGUCGGACUCGUUCCACAUGCUGUCGGACGUUAUCGCGCUGGUGGUGGCUUUGGUGGCCGUCCGCUUCGCCGAGAAGACGCAGUCGAACAACAAAAACACCUUCGGAUGGAUCCGGGCGGAGGUGAUGGGCGCCCUGGUCAACGCUGUUUUUCUCACGGCUCUGUGUUUCACCAUAAUCCUAGAGGCCGUCGAGCGCUUCACCGAGCCCCACGUUAUCGAGAAACCCUGGGUCGUCAUCGGGGUUGGGGCUGCCGGGCUUCUUGUGAACCUGCUCGGGCUCUGCAUGUUCCACGGACACGCCGGGAGCGGAGGACACGGGCACUCGCACGGGAAUAAAAAGAACAAGAGGAAUAAGAUGUGUAAAUCGGACAGACCGUCAGGCAACGGAUCAUCCGUUGAGGAGACCAACAACCUAGUAGGCAACUGCACCAAUAGCCCCAACGGCGUCAGCACCGACAGCAGACCCCGGCAUGGAACGACGCACGACAUCCCGUGCAGCGACAGCCUGGAGCUGCAGCUGAACGGCAGCGCCCCCUAUGAGGAGCUGGAGGACGCGGCCGCGUCGCAGCUGAACAUGCACGGGGUGUUCCUGCACGUGCUCGGGGACGCCAUGGGCUCCGUCAUCGUGGUGGUCAACGCCCUCAUCUUCACCUUCGUCUGGCAGCCCUGCGUCCCCGGCGAGUCCUGCACCAACCCCUGCAUCCACAGCCACUGCCCCGGCAACAGCACGGAGGCGGGUCCCCAGGGCAACCUCACGGAGGCGGGUUCCCAGGGCAGCCGCGCGGAGGCGGGGCCGUGCUGGGUGCUGUACCUGGACCCCACGCUGUGCGUGAUCAUGGUGCUGAUCCUGCUGCGCACCACCUACCCGCUGCUGAAGGAGUCUGCGCUCAUCCUGCUGCAGACCGUGCCCAAGCAGAUCGACGUGCACCUGCUGAGCGAGCGCCUGCGCGGCGUGGACGGCGUGCUGGCCGUGCACGAGCUGCACAUCUGGCAGCUGGCGGGCAGCCGCAUCAUCGCCACCGCGCACAUCAAGUGCCACGACCCCACCUCCUACAUGGACGUGGCCAAGCGCAUCAAGGCCUUCUUCCACGACCAGGGCAUCCAUGCCACCACCAUCCAGCCCGAGUUCGCCACCGUCAACUCCGAGUCGCGCAUCUCCCUGUGCGAGCUGUCCUGCCGGACUCAGUGCGCCCCCAAGCUGUGCUGCGGGGCGGCGGACAAGCCCGCCGCCGCCACGGACACCACCGCCGCCACCGAGAGGGAGCCCAGCGACGGGAACAGCGCCGCCCUGCAGGUGAUCAGCGAGACUGCGGCGGAUCAGGCCUCUGUGCAGGUGCUGCCUCAGCAGGACCCCAAGGUCACCUUCUCCAGAGAGGUGGAGUCAUCCCUGUGAGGGGGCGGAGUCGGGCAGUGUAGCUCCUCCCCCACCCUGAGGAGCUGAUUAUGUGGCCCCUCCCCCCCACCCCCCACACACACACACCCUUCUCUCCUGGCCUGAUGUCUGGCCCUGCCCACUGCGUACAGUUCAUUCACAGACAGCACCAUGAUCCUCUCUGAUUGGACCGUUCUCACUGGGGCGGUGUCCGAGCCGGUCGCCAGCAGUGUGUGUGUGUGCUGAAGCGUCUUCAUACGGGACACGGGGGCUGAGACCUCCCUAAAGAGAGAGAGAGAGAGAGAGAGAGAGCAACAAAUGAAACUACACACACACACGCAUACAUGCCUUCACAAACUCACGCAUACACGCCUACACACACUCACACACACACAUGCCUACACACACACACACACUCUUAAACACAUGUGCAGGCUUCAUGGACUAAUCCAUUAUAAAGGUAAUGCCUUUCCACGGCUAAUCUGCUAUAUCUCUUCUUUUUUUUUUGUUGGCUUUGCACAAUGUAUCUGUCAGCGCUCUUACCCCAAUUUAAAAUUAUUUUAUAAAAAUUAAAAAAUAAGUUAUGUAUUUAAGUUAUUUGCCAGUAUCUUAUCUGAUAGAUGCUUUUUAAACUGUAGCCACGGUAACACUGAAGAUGUUGUUUGUUGCGAGUAAUGGUGGCUUUGGCGUAAGCGGUCCGCUGUAACGCUGAAUCACACUGUCUGUACGGGCUGCUUUUCUCGCCUUGUGACUCUAUAAAAAUAGUUUAUUGUAGCGGAGAGGACCGGCAGUGUUUGUCUCUAACAACCUUUAACUUUUCCAGUAGCGCAGACGCACACCUAAGUACAUAUUCAUAUACAUAAAAGUCCAGAACUUUCCUCCAAAGUGCGCUGUUCUGUGUGUUAGCGUGCGGUUCUGUGCGUUAGCGCGCGGUUCUGUGCGUUAGCGUGCGGUUCUGUGCGUUAGCGUGCGGUUCUGUGCGUUAGCGUGCGGUUCUGUGCGUUAGCGCGCGGUUCUGUGCGUUAGCGUGCGGUUCUGUGUGUUAGCGCGCGGUUCUGUGCGUUAGCGUGCGGUUCUGUGCGUUAGCGUGCGGUUCUGUGCGUUAGCGUGCGGUUCUGUGCGUUAGCGCGCGGUUCUGUGCGUUAGCGUGCGGUUCUGUGCGUUAGCGUGCGGUUCUGUGCGUUAGCGUGCGGUUCUGUGCGUUAGCGUGCUGUUCUGUGCGUUAGCGCGCGGUUCUGUGCGUUAGCGCGCGGUUCUGUGCGUUAGCGUGCGGUUCUGUGCGUUAGCGCGCGGUUCUGUGCGUUAGCGUGCGGUUCUGUGCGUUAACGCGCGGUUCUGUGCGUUAGCGUGCGGUUCUGUGCGUUAGCGUGCGGUUCUGUGUGUUAGCGCGCGGUUCUGUGCGUUAGCGUGCGGUUCUGUGUGUUAGCGCGCGGUUCUGUGCGUUAGCGUGCGGUUCUGUGUGUUAGCGCGCGGUUCUGUGCGUUAGCGUGCGGUUCUGUGCGUUAGCGCGCGGUUCUGUGUGUUAGCGCGCGGUUCUGUGCGUUAGCGUGCGGUUCUGUCCGUAAGAUACUGGGCAGCUCUCUGUGGAUUUGUCUCUUGAUAUACUGGUGGGAACUGGACAGAGAAAGUCACUUAGUGAAUGCUGUCUUCUCUUGUUUUGCCAUUAUUUCUGAGAGACAGAUAGUCCCUCGGGGGGUGGGGGGGGGGGGGGUCGGGGGGGGGUCACAGUGAUGUUGAAUUCUCCUACUGUUCUGUUUUGGGAAAGAGACCUUUUUUCCCUGGAGCAUUGUGCUACUACUUUGCAUGACCAAGCUGAAGUGUGUUGUGAAUCACAGAUGAGUAUAGAGAAACACUUUUAGGCACUCACUUUUAAAUGAGUAAAAUGUUGCGCUUGAUUGGCUAUUCAGAUUGGGGCGGGCAGGGGGAGGAGUCAAACUUUUCUCUCAUCCUGAAUGUGGAUAUGAGUCUCUUCCCCUCUCAUGGGGGGGCGGUUUUUCAGUCAGAUUCUCAUGGAUGAUCUUUGUGGCCUUUCCAUGAGUUUGAAACUUCAUGACCCCACUCCCUUUUUCUUAAGUGUUUAAUGCAAUCUUUUGAAGAUAUGGUUCACAAAUGCAUUUCAUAUUUCCACACAGAAUAAAUGUAUGCAAUAUGGAUAAAUGUUCUGAAUCGAGUGGGUAUGUGCUUCUCCGUCACACGCAUCCCCGGUCGUCACCACUUAACCAGAGCGGACUGGAGCUGGAGGGGAGGAUACACUGUCUGUGCAAGAUUUUAUUUGUCAUUUUUGGAUUUUUAAAUGUAUCUGGCAGUUUGAACAGUUGUUUUUUAUGGUAUAUAUUCCUGUAAAAAAAAAGAAAAA
Molecule: messenger RNA, 4137 nt
Organism: Anguilla anguilla (European eel)
Lineage: Eukaryota; Metazoa; Chordata; Actinopteri; Anguilliformes; Anguillidae
Gene: slc30a1a
Product: solute carrier family 30 member 1a
Exons: 2
Coding region: 300-1802 (500 amino acids)
Biological process (GO): intracellular zinc ion homeostasis; zinc ion transmembrane transport; detoxification of zinc ion
Cellular component (GO): Golgi apparatus; membrane; endoplasmic reticulum
Molecular function (GO): zinc ion transmembrane transporter activity; calcium channel inhibitor activity
Source: RefSeq, a predicted model, not a curated record